Messenger RNA from Uloborus diversus, 1713 nucleotides. Its product is annotated as angiotensin-converting enzyme-like. Gene Ontology annotation, cellular component: plasma membrane. Lineage: Eukaryota; Metazoa; Arthropoda; Arachnida; Araneae; Uloboridae. Bases 1 to 1713 code for a protein of 570 amino acids. The transcript has 12 exons. Gene Ontology annotation, molecular function: metallopeptidase activity; peptidyl-dipeptidase activity. Gene Ontology annotation, biological process: proteolysis. The record is from RefSeq and is a predicted model, not a curated record.
AUGGAUCAGUGCGUGAACAUUGGAAAACCUCAGGUAAUGAAGAACAUCCCAUCAAAUAUAGUGAUUGCAGCGUGGCUGGUGGUUCUGGGGUUGAGUUUUUGUUCAGCGAAUGGCGAAAGAGAAGACAUGAAGACCAUAAUCGAGCGGAAGUGUCCGGAGAAAAACCCUAACUACGACCCAAAUAGCUUGAGCGACGCCAAGAGGUACCUGAGGCUGCAUAACUGCAGAUAUCGACGUUGGCUACACUAUGCUCAAUCGCAGGAUUUUAAAUAUCAGACGGAUCUGACGGAGGAAAACAGGCAAGCUCUACUAAAAAUGAAAAAGGAGUUUUCUGAGUUCAUGAAAGAGACGACGAAGAAAGCGAACGAAUUCAACUGGAAAGAAUUUGAGGACAAGAACGAUUUCAUCUUCGCUUGGUUCAGAACACUCUCCAAGUCGGGAUCAAGCGCGUUCCCGUCUGAAAAGUUAGAAGAGCUUAUGUGUGAAAUUCCAGAUCUGGCGAAGGUCUUGUACACCUCUCGUAACUACGAUGAACUGAAAUACAUUUGGAGAGAAUGGAGGAACGCCACAAACAGGAAAUUGAAAAAAAUGUACCUUCAAUACAUGAAGCUCAGCAAUGAAAUGGCCCGGAGUGACGGUUUCGAAGAUUAUGGUGACAUGCUGCAAACACAGGAGGGAGUAAAGAACAUGGAAGAUGACUUCGAAAGACUAUGGGAACAAGUGAAACCCCUCUUCAAGCAGAUUCACGCGUUCACACGGCGAAGGCUGAUUCAACAGUACGGCUCGAAAUAUAUCAGACCAGAUGGACCCAUUCCAGCGCACAUACUAGGUCACAUGUUUUCUCAAUCGUGGACCCAGAUAUUCGAUAUUCUGAAUCCUUUUCCUGAGACACCUUCUCCCGAUGUGACUGCAGAACUGCAGAGAAGGAAAAUGAAACCAAUCGAAAUGUUUAAAAUAGCUGAGGAAUUCUUCAUUUCCUUGGGAAUGCACCCGAUGACGAAACUCUUCUGGCAGAACAGCGUCAUCGAGAAGCCAAAGAACAAGGAAAUGGUGUGCCACGCUUCGGCUUGGAACUUCUACGACGGAAAAGAUUUCAGGAUAAAGAUGUGUACUCAGGUGAACAUGAGGGAAUUUGUCACUGUUCAUCACGAGAUGGGGCACAUCCAGUACUAUCUGCAGUACUCGCAUUUGCCGGCGGUAUUUCAACAAGGAGCUAAUCCUGGUUUCCACGAAGCUGUUGGAGACGCCAUGGCUUUAUCAGUUUCCACACCUACGCAUUUGGAAAAACUCAAACUUCUCAAGAAUUUUCCAAACGAUUCUAAUUCAGACGUCAUUUUUCUCCUGAAGAUGGCGCUCGAUAAAGUCGUUUUUGUGCCAUCGUCCUACAUUUAUGACUUGUGGCGAUGGAAAAUAUUCAGCGGAGAAAUUCCCCAAAAAGAGAUGAACACGCACUGGUGGAAGAUGAGGAGUGAAUACGAAGGCCUCUGCCCACCAGUCAGAAGGACAGAUGAUGAUUUGGAUCCGCUUGCUAAGUAUCAUGUGCCCACCGAUGCGGCAUAUGUCAGCAAAAUGUUGAGCCUGGGGAGCUCGGUGCCCUGGACAGAGGCCCUGGCCAUAGUGACGAAGGGUGAGACAGACGAGCUGAGCGCAGGUCCUCUGCUUGAGUACUUUGAGCCACUCUACAAGUGGCUCAAGGAACAGAAUCGGAAUUAG